Molecule: messenger RNA, 3265 nt
Organism: Mytilus californianus (California mussel)
Lineage: Eukaryota; Metazoa; Mollusca; Bivalvia; Mytilida; Mytilidae
Product: toll-like receptor 3
Exons: 1
Coding region: 9-2123 (704 amino acids)
Biological process (GO): toll-like receptor signaling pathway; immune response; inflammatory response
Cellular component (GO): membrane
Molecular function (GO): transmembrane signaling receptor activity; protein binding
Source: RefSeq, a predicted model, not a curated record
UGAAAAAGAUGUUUGGUUAUACGAUACGUGUUUCUCUUGUAAUGUGUAUCGUAAUUUAUACACACUUCACUGUUGUAAUUGCUAGUGACAUCACAUGCAACACACACUGUGUAUGUAAAAGGCAGAGAGCCAUAUGUAGUGGAGUCUCUUUAAACUAUGUUCCAAGAUUUCCACCAGGUAUUGCAGUUGUGAACUUGACCCAUACAAAUUUAUCUUAUAUUGGAGAACAUACAUUUUAUAAUCUCUCUUUUAGUAAGUUUAUUGGUAAACUGGUUUUACAGGAAAAUUUUAUUAAUUACAUUCAUCCAAAAGCUUUUUUGAAUAUUUCAGCUCUCAAAACAUUGCAUAUUGCCAAUCAACCACAAUUGAAUAUAACAGUGUUGACAAAAGCAUUCGUCUCCCUGAAUAAAAGGAAUUUGAAAAUGCUUCAUCUUCUUGACAAUCAAUGGACAGAAAUUCCGGUAGAUUCCUUUAAUACAUUCAAAAAAAGCAAAUUGUGGAAGCUUAUUUUAACAGGAAACAAUUUUGAAAUAUUUAACUGUUCAAUGUUUGAGCAAAUAAUUUCUUUGAAACACUUAAUGUUAUCCAAUAAUUCCAUCACAGAUAUUUAUAUGAAGGGGUUGCAAAAUGUAUCUAGAUUAGAUUUAAGGAGUAACAUGUUAACGAAAGUUCCAAAAUGGUGUUCUAAAGCAGAUUUAAGUUUUGUUCCAAACUUACAAAACCUCACACUUGGAAACAACAACAUUGGCGCAUUCGGAAAAAAUGCUUUUAGAUGUUUACCGAACAUUCAGUUUCUAAAUUUAGAAGGCAUUCAUACAGGUCGUUUACAAGAUAAUGUCUUUUCGCCUAUGCCUGUUCUCAAAACUCUGUUGUUACCAAGAAUAGGAAAUCCUUUAAAGAAGAUUGGUCAGUUUGCUUUCAAUAGUUCGUCACUUGUUACUCUUCAUAUGAAUUUGAACUUUAUUCAUUUCGACAGAACAUCUACCAAAGUAUUUUCAUACUGUCUACAUUUAGAGAAUCUGGAUCUGAGUCAAAAUUUCAUGCCAAGAAACCUGUCAAUGUUCAAAGAAAUGCUACAACCGUUAUCGAAUCUUCGGAAACUUAUACUUGUACAAAGCGCAAUAACCGAUAUUCCAGACAUGUUAUUUACACCAUUCAAAAAUAUUUGGUCAAUAAAUCUUAUGGGGAACAGAAUUUUUCGCUGGAACAAUAUAUUCAUUAAUGUAACUUCAUUAACUAUGCUAGAUUUGAGCGUAAAUUCGAUUUCAGUUAUAAACCAGACUUCUUUUCCACCGGAAGUUUUAUUUUCGUUAAAGAAACUGGAUUUAGGCUUUAACCCUUUCUCUUGUACAUGUGAACAGCGUUGGUUCCUUAAUUGGACGAAACAUUUUAUGAACAAGGUUGUAAAUUUCAAACUUUAUAAAUGCAAACAUCCACCUAAGAUGGAUGGAAAACUUUUGUCAAAUUAUCACCCAACAGAGGAAAGCUGUAAUCCAUUGAAACCAAUAAAUACAAUUAUAAUUGGGCUUGCAGCAAGUGGAACGAUAAUUGUGUUAAUUAUUGUACUAAUUGUGCGAUGUCAAUCGCAUAUUAAGAACUAUGUCUAUCUUUUACGAGUGUCCUACAACAAAAGACGAGGAUAUCUUAGUUUUGACAACGAUGACGAUUUUGAAUAUAAUGCAUUUGUUGUGUACUGUGAAGCAGACAGAGAUUGGGUUCAUACAAAAUUCGUGCAGAGAGUUGAAAAGGAAGAGGGAUUAAAAUUGUGUAUUCAUCAUCGUGACUUUGAAAUCGGACAGCCAAUCAUUGACAACAUUGAUAAGUUUGUGGAAAAAUCUAGAAAAGUUGUCGUGAUAAUGUCAAAUGAUUUUGCCAAAAGUGAAUGGUGUCAGUGGGAAGUUGAUCUUGUACAGGAAAAACGUAGACGACUGGGAAGAGAUGUAUUUCUUCUCGUCAUGUUGAAGAAUAUUGACUCCAAGCAUAUGACAAGUCAUCUCCAAGCUCUACUGGCCAGUGGUAACCAUAUAAAAUAUUCAAGUGGUGUAGGAGAGGAUUUGUUUUGGAGAGCUGUUGUAGAAGGUCUUAAAAAACCGCUAGGGUAUCCACCUGUCGGGUUGUUGUAAAAAUAACUAUAUAUUCUUUAUAAAACUUUUUUAUGUAAAGUAUGUGUAAUAUUAAGGCACAUACAGAUUUUUGAAGACGUUUCUGAUUCCGCAGUUGUACCUCCAUGAUCUUAAAAAGAAAAAAUCAACUAAGCAAUUAUCUGAUAUUGGAAGAAUAUUCCAAUCAAUGAAAACCAGAAAACUUAACAAUGUAAAACCAGCAGUGCCUUUGAUAAUUUUUCUCAUUUACCUGUAGCCCUAUAUAUAUUUACAAUAGAUAUAAAAGAUUCUACAAAUGCAUGUAGUUUGGCCAUUGGUCUCCAAAUCAAUCAAGUUUACUUUUCUCAAACUUCAGUUUUUUGUGAUCAUGUUGUUAAAGUCGUUCUUCAAAUUAUGAUUUUUUAACUAUCCUCUUGGAAUAAUAUUACAUUUCUUAUAAUUUAACUAAAACAACCAUUUCGGGAACAAGAAUCAAAAACAAGUAUUUGAUUUAAUCAAAAAGAGAGAAAACAGAAGUUGUCAUAAAAACCAAUGGUAGACACCGGUACCUAUACAGUGGAAUACAAAUGUACAAAUGUAAUAUCAUAUUUCUUUCCGACCAAAAACAACAGUAGUACACUAGGAUACUCAGAGAUUAUUUUAUCUGUUUAUAUCUGUUUGUGUGUACAUUUUAAACACUGGAUUAUCUUAUUAACAUACAAAGAAACAAUAAGUUAUGCAAAGUGUUCACAAAUGAAAGCGAACCCAAUCACCUCUUGUUUAAAUAAAAUCAGAAGUCUAAAUGACACAUAAAAAGUAGUAGUAUGUCACUAUGUGCUUCAUUUAUGCAGAAUACCAGGAAUACUUUUAUCGAUUUGAGAAAAAAAUAUGAUAUAGUAAUCCAACAUUUGUAAUAGAAAUAUAAUAGCAGUUAAGGAAGUAUUUAUCCUAUCAAAACCUCGUAUACUUACACAAACGUAUAAGUAGUAAAUUAAAUAGUUUUUGUUAUAUAUAACAAUAAAAGCAAAGCACCAUGAAUAAUGUACAAUUUUUGCUUACCAAUGGUUUACUUGCAUGUUCGACGAAAGAAUCGUGCAUUAGACUGACAAAAAUUCUGUUCGCAGUGGAAGGGGGUCUUUAGAAAACUGUAAAAACUGCUUACUCACGUAGUGGUAUUAAACAUA